This is a messenger RNA of Sungouiella intermedia, 918 nucleotides long. NCBI's taxonomy places the organism in Eukaryota, Fungi, Ascomycota, Pichiomycetes, Serinales, Metschnikowiaceae. The record is from the annotation of a GenBank genome assembly.
AUGCACAGAACAUACUCUUUGAGAUCACAAAAGGCACCAACUGCCGCUCAAUUGCAGUCGCCUCCACCUCCUCCAUCUUCUACCAAGUCAAGAUUCUUCGGUAAGGGCGGAAUUUCUUCGUCUUUUAAGAAGAACAUUGCUGGUGCCACUGGCCCACAAUUGCUGAGAAAAUUGUCUCAAUACAUCAAGAUGGAGAAGAAUGUGAUGAGAGCCAUUGAAUUGACCGCUAGAGAGCGUAGAGAAGUUGCCAAGCAGUUGUCUGUUUGGGGUGAGGAGAACGACGAGGAUGUCUCAGACGUGACCGACAAGUUGGGUGUUCUCAUCUAUGAGAUUGGUGAGUUAGAGGACCAGUACACCGACAAGUACGACCAAUACAGAAUUACCUUGAAGUCCAUCAGAAACAUCGAGUCUUCUGUUCAGCCAUCCAGAGACAGAAAGCAGAAGAUUACCGACGAGAUUGCACACUUGAAGUACAAGGACCCACAAUCUCCAAAGAUUCCUGUUUUGGAGCAGGAAUUGGUGAGAGCCGAAGCCGAAUCGUUGGUUGCUGAGGCCCAGUUAUCUAACAUCACAAGAGAGAAGUUAAAGGCUGCUUUCAACUACCAAUUCGAUGCUACCAGAGAGUUGGCCGAGAAGUACGCUCUCAUUGCUGGUUACGGUAAGGCUUUGUUGGAGUUGUUGGAUGACUCCGCUGUCACUCCUGGUGAGACUAGACCAGCCUACGAUGGAUACGAGGCCUCCAAGCAAAUUAUCAUUGACGCUGAGAACGCCUUGGCUGCUUGGACUCUCGACUCUGCUGCCGUCAAGCCAACUUUGUCCUUCCACCAGGAGGCCGAGGGUGAGCCUGAAGAGGGUGAGUUGUAUGAGGCUGAAGAGGAGUUCGCUAAGCACGACGACACCAACGGUGUUGCCGCCUAA